AUGGAGUUUUAUGACCCUCAGAUGCUUGGAAUUAUGGUCUUUGGAGGAUUCAUGCUUGUCUCAGCUAUUGGAAUAUUCCUAGUGUCCACCUUUUCUAUGAAAGAGACAACUUACGAAGAAGCUGUGGCAAAACAGCGCAAAGAGCUGGAGAAAGCCAGUCAGCAUAAGAUGGAAAAGAAAAAGAAAGAGAAACCUGUGGAAAAGAAGGGAAAGGGGAAAAGGGGGGAGGAAAAACCUAAUGGCAAAACACCUGAAUCAGAUCUGGGAUUGGAUGUUUCUGAUGGUUUUAAAGAUGCUAGUCAUGAACCAGUUUUGGUCAUUGAACCAAUAGUCUCUCAGUUACCAGUUACAUCAGUUUCAGCUGCUCCUCAGGUAGAAAAGUCAGACCCAUCUCCUAAAGACAAGAAAAAGAAGGAAAAGAAGAAGAAGUUGGAGCCAGCUCCUAACCUCACAGUUUCUUCUCCGGAAAAUACACCUUCAAAAGAUCUGGUUUUGGAUGGGGAACCUAAGGAGGUACCAAUAAGUGCUUUUCCAACAUUGAGAUCUCAGCAGCACAGCCCAUUUAUUAACUUGGUGACUGUCAAAACAUCAGAAGAUCUUAGAAACCAAGAAGAAUUGAAACUCGAUAGAGAGUCUAAAAAGAAAACUACUGCUAAAAAGAAGAGAGACUCAACUACCACAGAUGAUGAUAGUAUGCUUUACAUUCCCUACAAAACUUUGAUUUCCAUAAUCAAAAAUAUGUUUUUUGAUGAAAGUGAGGUCCAACAGCUGAUUGAAAUCCUAACCGAGAAAGCAGGAGGAGCUCAGGAUCCAUGGCUUGUGGCAACUCAGAAAGGUGACCCCAUUUCUGUUUUAAAACGGCAACUAGAAGAGAAAGAAAAGCAACUUGCAGUGGGGCAGGAAAAUGCAACUGCUAUAAAAGCUAAACUGAAGGAACUUACAAAGGAAUUUGCAUCUGAGAAGGCAAAGACCAUCACAGCUGAGAAUAAGUGGAAAGAGCAACUGCAGACACAGAAGCAAGAAAUGUCCACUGUACAAGCCCAAAUGCAGGCCACUAAUCAGGAGCAUCAGAUGCAGAUACAGCACUUGCAGGAAAAGAUUCAAACACUACAAGAACAGCUGGAGAAUGGCUCUAAUGCCCAGCUUGCUCGUUUGCAGCAAGAAAAUUGCAUUCUCAGAGAUGCUUUAAACCAAGCAACAAGCCAGACUGAAAGCAAGCAAAAUACUGAAUUAGCUAAAUUGCGUCAGGAAUAUAAUAAACUAAGUAAAGAGUUGACUGAAAAGAUGGAGGUUUUACAACAGGUAGAGGAACAGAAGAGGAUCCUGGAGGUGAAGGCUGUUGCUUAUGAAGAACAAAUCCACCAGUUGCAGAUAUCCCAGAAAGAAAGUGAAGCCCCAUUACAGAAGAGCUUGGAUGAGGUCAGGGAAGAACUCUGCAAAUCUCAGGCCACUUAUCAAAGCUUGCAGACAGAGCUGGAAAAGACAAAAGAGCAGCAGUUCAAUUUUGCUGAACUUCAGUCUAAACUAUUGUGCUCUGAAAUGGAGGUGAAGAGAAGUGUAGAAGAAUGUAAUAAUCUUCACCUUAAAUUAUCAGAAGCAAUUUCCAUAAACCUCCAUCUUGAAGAAAGGAUUAAAUCAAUUGAAGCCCUUCUGGAGGCAAACCAAAUGAGAGAAGUGGAAAAAAACAAAGAUAUACAGGAAGCAAACAAAGCAGAAAUGAGCCUCCUUCUGUUAAGGUUACAGGAAUCAUCCACCCAGGCCUCCACACUGGAGGAUGAAGCUUCAAAGCUAAAGCAUACAGUUGAACAGCUGAAAAUUGAAAACAAUGACCUGACAGUUUCAUUAGAAGAAGUAAAUGAGGCACUGCACACAAUACAAACAAAAUGUGAUCAGUAUAGGAAUAUUCUUGCAGAGACGGAAAAAAUGCUCAAGGACUUGCAGAAGCGGGUGGUGGAGGAGGAGCAGGUGUGGCAAGAAAAGCUGGCUGCCUCUGAAGAAGCACUUGCAAAGUUAAAAGAAUAUACUACUCUUUUGGAAGCACAGCUGGAAGAUCACUUGGCAACUGCUGAAGAACAAAACUGCACUAAAGAAGUUGAAGUUUUGAGACAGCUGUUACCUGAAUCACAAGAACAAAUGGAUACAGCAAAAAUGGAAACACUGAAACAAAGUCAAGAGUUUGCCCAGAAUCGAGAUUUGGUGUACAGCUUGCAAGCUGAAUUGGAGAAACUAAGAUGUGAUAGGAAGGAUUCUGCUUAUGCAAAAGAGGAAGUUCUCCAACUUCAGGUAAAACUUCUUAAAGCUGCAUUGCUUUGCAGAAUUACUAGGCAUAUAUGCAAGAAUUUGCCCCUAUGUUCAAGUGCUUUGGAAGUAUUUAGCUUUUUUUUUUUUUGUCCCACGAAUAAAACCUGGUUUUAUCAUCAAUUGCAGGAGUCUUUGGAUAAAGAAAAGAAGUUAACAAAGGAUUUGGGAUGUGCAGCUACCAAACUAAAAGAGCUUUUGAAGGUCACCCAAGAACAGCUGUCCAAGGAAAGAGAAGCGUUGAUGAAAUUACAAGAACAGCUUCAAAAAAAGGAAUUAAAUGAAGACAUUGUCAAAGAAGGUACAUCUGUUUGACAGAUCAAGAAUCUAGGAUGUGCACUUUAUCAGACUUAAAUGCUUUAUAUAUUCCUAAAGUGAACACUUGUAUACUGUAAAGGGAAAUAAAUAAGACAAUAGUGACCAGAAUCUGCUAUUUUCAAAAGAAAUGAAAAUAAACACUUUAGUCUAUAAAUGCA
Messenger RNA from Candoia aspera, 2774 nucleotides. It is a transcript of the gene RRBP1, whose product is annotated as ribosome binding protein 1. Gene Ontology annotation, cellular component: endoplasmic reticulum membrane. The coding region runs from base 1 to 2613 and encodes 870 amino acids. The transcript is spliced from 16 exons. Lineage: Eukaryota; Metazoa; Chordata; Lepidosauria; Squamata; Candoiidae. Gene Ontology annotation, biological process: protein transport. The record is from RefSeq and is a predicted model, not a curated record.